AUGGUGAUAUCCAAUGCGGAUAUCGACUGUCGUAUUACAUUGGUGGGAAAUGAAUUCGAUCAACGACAUAUUCGAGUUGUUUCAUCGAAUGGUGCUAAACGAUUUGCUGACGAAAGAAAUAUUCAGUACAUUGAAACAUUAGCAUCAGAUUCUACGAAUGUUGAACCAGCUUUCCAAAAUCUUAUUAUUGAUAUUUAUCGACACUGA
Rotaria sordida is the source of this 207-nucleotide messenger RNA. The record is from the annotation of a GenBank genome assembly. Lineage: Eukaryota; Metazoa; Rotifera; Eurotatoria; Philodinida; Philodinidae.